AUGUAUGUGAAAUGCUUUGAUACAGUAAUUUUAUUUAUUUAUUUCAGUAAAUGUCACUGUUUGACAUUUUUAAAUUUCCCACCAGUUCUGUCCCCAUACGUCCUGACGUCGCAGGGAACGGAACCCGGAAGACAGAUGCCAGCAUCCGCCAGAGGACAUGGCCGGGGACGCUGCAAGGGGGACAUCGCGGGAGCGAAGGGCAAGGUAAGUGAAGAAGAGAUCCCGGAGCAACGCUGCAGGGUAUUCCCGAGUGUAGCUCAGGGUUACCGCUUGUGGUGCUGAAACUUUACCCCGAGCUACACUC
Messenger RNA from Staurois parvus, 304 nucleotides. NCBI's taxonomy places the organism in Eukaryota, Metazoa, Chordata, Amphibia, Anura, Ranidae. The record is from the annotation of a GenBank genome assembly.